Messenger RNA from Brassicogethes aeneus, 498 nucleotides. The record is from the annotation of a GenBank genome assembly. Lineage: Eukaryota; Metazoa; Arthropoda; Insecta; Coleoptera; Nitidulidae.
AUGAAUAGUCAAGUUUUGGUGGCCUUUUUUGGAGUUAUUUUGGCUUUGGUGAAAAAUGGUGACGCAUUGCAAUGUUGGAAAUGCUCCUCAGAAAUGGAUGUCACUUGCAGGGAUUAUUUCAACGUAACAAAGAUAAUGCAAACCAGAAGGUAUUUUGACAAUAUUAACUAUGGCAACAGGCAACAACAACCAAUCACCAAUGAUCCUCAUCUGGAAUUGUGCGAUGACAGGUUCACCACUUCGUACGAUAAGACAAACGUUUGUCUUAAGACUAUACACACGACUCCUAAUGGAAUGCAAGUGGUGAACAGAAAAUGCAUGUUGGUGAACAAGGACCUGAAGUCUGGAGCUUGCCCUCAAGAAUUGACCCAAAGAGGUCAAAGUUUGGACUACUGUUUGACCUGCAACUACGACGGUUGUAACGCCGCUACGGGCUUGAAGACCACGUUACUUUCCAGUUUGAUUCCUGUAGCCCUUAUGCUGUUCUUCAGGAAAUAA